UGUAACUUAAAGACUUAUAUUUAAAUAAAAGAAAAACAUUUUACUCAAAAAAAAAUCAUUCAGCAAACCGAAAAAAACAAUCAUUCAUUUGAAUGGUUACAGCCUCUUCCCUUUCUGUUAAUGAGGCUCUUCUGUUUCUUGUCAUCGCCUCUAUACAAAACUGUACCUUUUUCUUCAUUUACUACUGUUGUGCCAAACCAAACAACACCCACAAGGUGGAAAACCUUUUCCCACAUUUUCCAACAAUGCUCACACCAACGAGCUCUGAGUCCAGGCAAACAAGCCCAUGCUCGCAUGAUUGUAACUGGGUUUCAGCCCACUGUCUUUGUUACCAACUGUUUAAUGCAGAUGUAUGUGAAAUGCGGUAGCUUGGAAUAUGCUGACCAUGUGUUUGAUAGAAUGUGUCAACGAGACAUAGUGUCUUGGAACACUGUGAUUUUCGGGUAUGUGGGAUGUGGGAAGAUGGGGUUUGCACAGUCAGUUUUUGACUCAAUGCCUGAGAGGGAUGUGGUGUCAUGGAAUUCGCUGAUUUCAGGGUACUUGCAGAACGAUGAUUAUUGUGAAGCUGUUGAUGUUUUUGUUAAUAUGCUGAAAAUGGGAACAGUGUUUGAUCAUACUACGUUGGCUGUUGUUUUAAAAGCAUGUUCUUUAAUGGAAGACGUUGACUUGGGUAUUCAGAUACAUGGAAAUGCAGUGCAGAGAGGUUUCAAUAACGAUGUGGUAACAGGAAGUGCUCUUGUUGAUAUGUAUGCUAAAUGUAAGAAAUUAGAUGACUCUAUUCGGGUUUUCCACGAAAUGCCUGAAAAGAAUUGGGUUUCUUGGAGCGCUGUUAUUGCGGGUUGUGUUCAGAAUGAUCAGUUCAUUAAGGGCUUAGAACUGUUCAAGAAGAUGCAGAUGGCAGGAGCAAUUGUUAGUCAAUCUAUUUAUGCUAGUGUUUUCAGGUCCUGUGCAGGCUUAUCUGCAUUUAGGUUAGGCAUGCAGUUGCACGGACAUGCUUUAAAGGCCAACUUUGGAUCUGAUGUCAUUGUGGGAACUGCCACUCUAGAUAUGUAUGCAAAAUGUGACAGCAUGCCUGACGCUCAAAAGGUAUUUAACUCAUUGACAAACCGUAGUUUGCAAUCUUACAAUGCCAUUAUUGUUGGGUAUACUCGAAGUGAUCAAGGUUUUAGAGCUCUGGAGCUAUUUCUGCUUUUACAUAAAUCUGGCCUUGGUUUUGAUGAAAUAAGUCUAUCUGGUGCAUUUAAGGCAUGUGCAGUGAUCAAAAGCCACUUGGAGGGACUUCAACUACAUGGAUUAGCAGUCAAGAGUAGUUUGAGGUCAAAUAUUUGUGUGGCAAAUGCCAUGUUGGACAUGUAUGGUAAAUGUGGAUCUCUGUUUGAAGCUUGUUUUGUGUUUGAUGAGAUGGGAAGAAGAGAUGCUGUAUCUUGGAAUGCAAUUAUUGCAGCUCAUGAGCAAAAUGAAAACAGAGAGGAAACACUUUCACUAUAUCUUUCGAUGCUUCGAUCAAGAAUGGAACCUGAUGAUUUCACCUAUGGCAGUGUUUUAAAAGCUUGUGCAAGUCAGCAAGCUUUAAACUGUGGCAUGGAGAUCCAUAACAGAAUUAUCAAAUCUGGAAUGGGGUUGAAUGUGUUUGUUGCAAGUGCCCUUGUGGAUAUGUACUGCAAGUGUGGUAUGAUGGAAGAGGCAGAAAAGAUCCAUGACAGAACAGAAGAGCCUACUAUGGUUUCAUGGAAUGCCAUAAUUUCUGGAUUUUCACUACAAUAUCAAAGUGAGAGUGCUCAGAGAUUUUUCUCUCAGAUGUUAGAGAGGGGUGUAAACCCCGAUAACUUCACUUAUGCAACAGUUAUUGAUACCUGUGCUAAUUUGGCUACCAUUGGACUUGGGAAGCAAAUCCAUGCUCAAACUAUUAAGCUGCAAUUGCAGUCAGACGUGUAUAUAACCAGCACUCUUGUUGAUAUGUACUCAAAAUGUGGAGUCAUGCAAGACUCCCAACUAAUGUUUAUGAAAGCACUUAGGCGAGAUCCCGUGACAUGGAAUGCCAUGAUCUGUGGCUAUGCUUACUAUGGUCUUGGAGAAGAGGCCCUAACAACUUUUGAGAAUAUGCAGCUUGAAAAUGUGAAACCAAACCAUACCACUUUUGUUUCAGUUCUCCGUGCCUGUGGGCACAUUGGGCAUGUUGAGAAGGGGUUGCGAUACUUCCAUUCUAUGCUAAGCGACUAUGGUUUAGAUCCUCAUUUGGAGCAUUAUUCAUGUAUGGUGGAUAUAUUAGGCAGGUCUGGCAAAGUUAAUGAGGCUUUGAAGCUUAUUCAAGAGAUGCCUUUUGAAGCUGAUGAUAUUAUAUGGAGAAAUCUUCUUAGUAUUUGCAUGAUGCAUGGGAAUGUAGAGGUGGCAGAAAAAGCAGCCAAUUCUCUCCUGCACUUAGACCCUCAAGACUCUUCUGCUUAUAUCCUUCUAUCAAAUAUCUAUGCUCAUGCAGGUAUGUGGGGUGAAGUUUCAGAGAUGAGAAAAAUAAUGAAGUACAAUAAGUUGAAAAAGGAACCGGGUUGCAGUUGGAUUGAGGUAAAAGAUGAGGUUCACACCUUUCUUGUGUGUGACAAGGCUCAUCCUAGAUGCAAAGAUAUAUAUGAGAAGCUUGGUGUGCUAAUUAAUGAGAUGAAGUGGGAUGGGUAUGUUCCAGAUAUUGAUUUUGUGCUUGAUGAGGGAAUUGAAGAACUUGAUGAGCAAGAAGAGCUUAGAUCUUGCGUGUAUAUUAUGUAGUUUUACAACCACAGGACAAACAUGAGUUUUGUCAAUUAGUUGGCGAUGAUGGAAAUUCAGAAUUAUUCAGGAACAGAUACAAAAGAGUUGGACACAAGUCCAGCAGCUCAUUCAGCAAUACCUGGAGUUCUGUAAUUUAAUUGGUUUGGGGGAAGACCACACAACUUGUGACAUUGCACUGGGAUUUGUCUUAUAUAAUUUGAGAGUUCUUAAGAAUUUUGAGAUCAUUGUCGCCAUGUUUAAGAAGAAAUGGUAAAAACUGGGGUUAUAAGGAUGACAUGAGGCUGAGGUUGACUGAUGGUGAUGUGAGGGAAAAGGGUAAAAUGGGAAGUAUCACUAGUGAUGGGAGGCCUGCUGGUGUAGGUCUUGCCAACGGAGCUCGCAAGGAAGAGGUGAGGCAGUCUUUAGUAUUGCAGGUGAGGGGAGAGAGAAUAAAAUAAAUGAGUAACCCUUCGAUGCUUCAGAAUUGGCUAGGUGAAACCAAGAGUUUUUCUUCACCUGAGGAAGCUAAAUCCUUUUGCUUGGAUACCAUUGAAGAGGAGAUCUCUAUAUUGGAAAAGGAGCUCCCAGUAGCUCAUCAAUGUAUAAUUUAUUGCCAUAGUGAUUUUCAAUAUAGUAACAUAACGAUUGAUGAAGAAACUAAUUCUAUAACCAUCAGUGUAAUUUUAUUUUUCUUUUUGCUGGUUAUCUAAAUUUUCCUUUGCAGAACUGGAAUCUCUAGGUGAUAAAGCCAUGUUUUGAAUUUUCUCAUAAAACGUGUAUUGUCAUGACAUGACGAGGAUGUACAAUUGUUUGGUAUUCCCUGAGGAAUGCAACAUAUAGGAGAUUCGAAUA
This is a messenger RNA of Quercus robur (English oak), 3591 nucleotides long. Its product is annotated as pentatricopeptide repeat-containing protein At3g02330, mitochondrial. Gene Ontology annotation, biological process: RNA modification. The coding region runs from base 121 to 2757 and encodes 878 amino acids. NCBI's taxonomy places the organism in Eukaryota, Viridiplantae, Streptophyta, Magnoliopsida, Fagales, Fagaceae. Gene Ontology annotation, molecular function: RNA binding; protein binding. The record is from RefSeq and is a predicted model, not a curated record. The transcript has a single exon.